Sinocyclocheilus rhinocerous is the source of this 1559-nucleotide messenger RNA. RefSeq names its product putative serine/threonine-protein kinase F31E3.2. Gene Ontology annotation, biological process: protein phosphorylation. Bases 201 to 1559 code for a protein of 452 amino acids. The transcript has 12 exons. NCBI's taxonomy places the organism in Eukaryota, Metazoa, Chordata, Actinopteri, Cypriniformes, Cyprinidae. Gene Ontology annotation, molecular function: ATP binding; protein serine/threonine kinase activity. The record is from RefSeq and is a predicted model, not a curated record.
UCGGUAGAAGAUGAGUUCGCCAGCAUUGUUCAAUGUGGGUCAUAAUGUAAAAGUUCUUGCCCUGUCCAUAUUGGAGCGAUUAUAACAGUAAUGUACGUUGGUAGUAGUGCUGUCACUCACUUCCACUGAAACUGCAAGCGACAACAUGGAUGAACAGUAUGUAAGAUUCAACUAAUAUUUCACGCAAAACGACAAAUGUGAUGGGUACCGAAGCUAGCAAGAACAGCAAGCAGUAUACAGGCUCGGAGGAGCAGUCACAAAUAUCCAGAUGGCGGGGAUUUCUCUCUGCUUUGGGUAUUUCUCUCCCAGCUGGGCUCUGCCGAAUCAACCCAUUACGAAUAGGAUCACAUAGAAUGAUUUGUGACAAGGAGCCAUCCAUUCCUGAGCACCUGGUCUCCUCACUACCGGGCCCUGAGAAACUCCGUAUGGAAUGGAGUCUGCCAAGUUUUAUCAACAUGUUUCUGCCUGAAUUCCCCCAUCGCAAUGUCCCAGGACAUGAGCAUUUUCAGGUCCUGGGUUACAUAGCGAAAGGAUCUUUUGGUCCCAUUUUAAAGGUUAAGGAUAAGUCGAAGCAAAAGAUUUAUGCAGUUAAGGUUAUUCCAAAAUCGGAGAUUUUGCGCUUGGGAGUUUUGGAGCAGUCUAAGGAGGAAGUAAUAGUCCAGAGCAGGACUGCCAGGAGAAUUCAGCCUGAGCUAUGUGAGAAGGAGCUGAGUCAGGAGUUCUGGCCAAGAGAAGAGCCUGUGGAGUUGGAAUUGUGUGAUUACUGCAGCACAGGGGACUUGUACACGUACUGGGUGAUGAUUGGUCAGUUUGGAGAGGAUGUGGUAAAAGUGUUUGCUGCUGAAUUAGGUUCUGCUCUAGGGUUCCUCCAUGACUGUGCAAUCAUCCAUCGUGAUGUGAAGAUGGAGAAUGUCUUUCUAACAGAUCAGGGCCACCUACGACUAGCUGACUUCGGUUUGUCCCGGCGUCUUGAGCGUGGAGGGAGGGCGUUCACUAUUUGUGGAACAAUCCAAUACAUGGCUCCUGAAGUCCUUAGCGGUGGUCCCUACAAUCCCGCGGCUGAUUGGUGGUCUCUCGGCAUCCUUCUUUUUGCAUUGGCCACUGGAAAGUUUCCUGUGUCUCCAGAGCCGGACCACUGUAGCAUGCUGAGGAGAGUACGCAACGUCCCUUAUGAGAUGCCAAAAAACUUCUCUCCUCCUUUUGCUCUCCUGCUUACAGAGCUUCUUUGUAAGACUCCAGUACGUCGCCUUCGGACACUGGAACGCUUCAAGCGGCAAACCUUUUUCCACGGCACACCGUUUGAUUCCCAUCUGCUCCAAAAGACCCCCAUGGUGCUGAUCCUGGAGCUGAAGAACCGGCCUGACCGCCCUGCCAAAGCCCGUCGAGGACUGACCCUGGAGCCCUUCCCAAACUUUGAUUGCGACUUUCUCGUAACCUCACCAUGCACACCCACUGCUUCAGACCUUUCCCCGACUCUGGCCAACAUGGAGCGGGUAGAAGCGCUUAUGCAAAGCCAUGUACCUCAGGACGAUGCUUCCCAACGAGAAGUGUUUGUUUAA